This is a messenger RNA of Coffea arabica (coffee), 471 nucleotides long. The record is from RefSeq and is a predicted model, not a curated record. NCBI's taxonomy places the organism in Eukaryota, Viridiplantae, Streptophyta, Magnoliopsida, Gentianales, Rubiaceae.
UCAUUUGCGCUAAAGGUUUUUGGGUGUUUGCUUCCCUUGGUCUCUCUUUAUUCGUUAGUAAUAUUUUGCUGAGUAUGCGGGUAUCUUGUCAACAUGCCACUACCACCGCAUUUCAAUUGGCUCGGGAAACUGGCUGCUUUCCUUAGCAAUUCGACAGCCUACCGGUUCUUCUUUCCAUUUGUUCUUUUUUCCGCCAGAUCCAGAGGUUCUUUAUUCUUCGGAUCCAGUCUAAGAUGUGCAGAAGCAGAGAAAAUCACAUCAAUUGAAGGCUUUGGAAGAACUGGACGUUUGGUUGCUAGAGUCAUCUUGCAGAGGGAUGAUGUAGAACUUGUUGCUGUUAAUGAUCCAUUUAUCACCACUGAUUACAUGACAUAUAUGUUCAAGUAUGAUACUAUCCAUGGACAAUGGAAACAUCAUGAGAUUAAGGUUAAGGAUGACAAGACCGUUCUUUUCAGUGAAACACCAGUCUAA